AUGAAUAAGUUUAGCAAGACCUCGCCUACCUUAUCUAUCAAUCAUACUGAUUUCGAACCAAUGCAAUUUCGCCCUUUUAUACUAAGCAUCGAGACGAAGAAGUCCGAACCGGGCGAUAUGGCGCAGUUACAAAUCGGUGUCUGGCUGGCUUCACAAUGGAAAUUUCUUCGCUGGGCCGUCAAGAAGAAGCUUCAGAAACAGCGCCCGGCCCAUAACCUUGAUGCAAUAACAUACGAGGAAGAUGAAGAAGAAGGAAUAUCUACAGCAUUAUCAAAGCUUCCAUUUAUCCCGGGUAUCAUCAUUCAAGGGAAUUCUUGGAAAUUGGUGAUUUCUACAUAUACCGAUGGAAAGACGACGCUAUGGUCUGGCUCAGUGUUUGGUAAAACAGAAAGUUUGUUAGACAUUUACGCUAUCGUCGCCGGUAUCAGGGAGUUAGCAGCUUGGGGGAGAGAUAUAUAUUUGCCGUGGCUCAAAAAGUAUAUCCUCAAACUUGAAUAG
Trichoderma virens Gv29-8 is the source of this 498-nucleotide messenger RNA. RefSeq lists its product as uncharacterized. Lineage: Eukaryota; Fungi; Ascomycota; Sordariomycetes; Hypocreales; Hypocreaceae. The transcript has a single exon. The record is from RefSeq and is a predicted model, not a curated record. Bases 1 to 498 code for a protein of 165 amino acids.